AUGCUUAACCCGCCAGAAAAGAAGACCUCUCACGGUACCUUCAUGCGGUAUGUUGUGAUUCUCACGUCUGGCUUUCUUUCGUUUAUCUUUGUUGUGGUGCUUACUACUGGAGCCAAUAUAUGGCAUCUUCGGGAUGUGUUUUCGGGAAGGGAGAAGAACAACGUGCCGAAGAAUAACGACGGCACUGAGAAGUAUAGGCCAAAACAGCCUUAUCCCGAUAUGAAGAAGCUCAAGAUCACGCGAGACGUGUCGUACUAUGCCAAACAGCUCGGACUUGAGUUGCAGGAGUAUGAUAUUACUACGGAAGACGGGUACAUUUUGCCAUUGCACCGUCUUGUGGACCCUUCGGAGCUGGAAGAGGAUAGGAACGGGAAGGUGCCUAUUUUGCUUCAGCACGGGCUCUUGUCGGCUUCAGGAGCGUGGCUUGCACCGGGUGCUAACUCGCUUCCGUACUACUUUGUUCACCAGGGCUUCGAUGUGUGGUUAGGUAACAACCGGUGUGAAUUUAAACCGAGACAUGCUACACUUAAGGGUAACCUCAUGCACAAUGAAGAGUUUUGGGACUGGGACAUUCGUGUUUUCGCUGCCUACGACCUUCCGUGUAUUAUCGACAAUGUGCUCUCCAGGAAACCGAACCACGACAAAUUGUACCUUGUGGGCCACUCUCAGGGAUGUACUCAGUCGGUGCUUUUGCUUCGUAACCCGGAACUUGCGGAAUACCACAAGAAAAUCAUUCACUUCUUUGCUUUGGCCCCAGCCAUUUUCCCUGGCCUGUUGUUCCAUGAUCGUUCGUUCAUUAAGUUCAUCCAUAAUCGCUCUCCAACAGCAUAUAAGUUGAUUUUUGGAAGAGGUGUGUUCAUUGGCUUUUUGGGCUGGGCUAGAAAAAAUAUCGGUACUACCAGACUCUAUUCAAUUAUAUCCUACCAGAUGUUCAAGUAUUUGUUCGGAUGGAACAUCCGCAAUAACUACAAGGACAAAAAAGUGCAACAUAUUCAGUUUGUUAUGAAUGUUUCAUAUAUUUCAGCAAAACUUAUGUCAUGGUGGCUCUCGUAUUCUGUCGAAGAGGGCUUCCUGAACCAGCUUCAAUCCAAAGAAGCCUACGCAGAUGGCUCUAAUUAUGCUUUUACACCAGUUUCUACCAACGAGGCAGAUGAUGAGGAGAAGCAAAUUGCUCUUCUGAGAACUGGAACUCUUGACCGUACUUUCACGAGAACCCAGGAGCAACAGGACAUCCCUGUCACUGAUGAGAAAACCUUCUUCCCUUACAAGUUCGAGUGGUUUGCUUUCAACAAAAAACCUGAAGAUGUCACACCCAUCUCCCUCUUUAUCUGCGGUGAGGAUUAUCUCGUUGAUGGUAGAAGAUUGGCUUCUCAUAUGACACACUAUGAACGCAGACUCUACAAAGAGGGCAAAAACUUGAAGGUCUUUGACUUGCCUACUUACAACCAUCUUGACGUUAUUUGGGCGCAAGACUGUAUUGGCUCAAUUGGCCACGAAGUCACCAAACAGAUUAAGUCCAAUGAAACCCCCCAGGAACUAACGGAGACUUCAUCGAAAGCCGUCGAGGAGAAGCUCGUGAGCUCUGAGCAGCAAACCGCCGAGCCAACAAAAAUAUCAGACGAAUCUGAUGAAAAGACGCCUAUGCCUAAUGAAACUGAAGAACAGCCCGUCACUGACGAACGGGUCUAA
Messenger RNA from Candidozyma haemuli, 1689 nucleotides. Its product is annotated as sterol esterase. The transcript has a single exon. Lineage: Eukaryota; Fungi; Ascomycota; Pichiomycetes; Serinales; Metschnikowiaceae. The coding region runs from base 1 to 1689 and encodes 562 amino acids. Gene Ontology annotation, biological process: lipid metabolic process. The record is from RefSeq and is a predicted model, not a curated record.